AUGGCCACUCGACCUGGAUAUAUACUGACACCAUGCUUUGACGUACAGUACCGUAUUGGUAAAAAGAUUGGCUCCGGAUCGUUUGGUGAUAUUUACCUAGGCGUGAAUAUCAUCAGUGGCGAAGAAGUCGCUAUCAAACUCGAGUCUGUCAAGGCGAAACACCCACAACUUGAGUAUGAGGCCAAAGUAUAUAAGACGCUUGCCGGUGGUGUAGGCGUUCCUUUUGUGAGGUGGUACGGCCAAGAAUGUGAUUAUAACGCGAUGGUCAUUGACCUACUUGGACCGUCCCUGGAGGAUUUGUUCAACUUUUGUAACCGUCGCUUUUCGCUCAAGACUGUGUUGCUCCUGGCUGACCAGAUGAUCUCGCGUGUGGAAUACAUUCAUUCGCGGAACUUUAUUCACCGCGACAUCAAGCCCGACAACUUUUUGAUGGGGAUCGGCAAGCGCGGCAACCAGGUGAAUGUGAUUGAUUUUGGUCUCGCGAAAAAGUAUCGCGAUCCCAAGACACACUUGCAUAUUCCCUACAGGGAGAACAAAAAUCUCACCGGGACGGCUCGGUACACGUCUAUCAACACUCAUCUGGGCGUGGAGCAAUCUCGCCGCGAUGAUCUCGAGUCGCUUGGGUACGUGCUCAUGUACUUUUUGCGGGGCUCGCUGCCUUGGCAGGGUCUUAAAGCGGCGACGAAAAAGCAAAAAUACGAGCGCAUUAUGGAGAAGAAGAUGAUGACCCCUACCGAGACGCUCUGCCGUGGCUUCCCCACGGAGAUGGCCAUAUACCUCAACUGCUGUCGCUCGCUCCGGUUCGAUGACCGCCCGGACUACAGCUAUCUUCGCAAGCUUUUCCGUGAUUUGUUUGUGCGUGAGGGAUACCAGUAUGACUAUGUCUACGACUGGAGCAUCCAGCCGAGGGAACGUGCUGAGCGCCCAUUGCCCCCUGCCGAUGGCCAGGCAGAUGUACAAGGUCAAGGUGCCACACAGUCAAGCCAGCUGCCGCGGCGCAAAGUUUUGCCUGCGGAAUAUGCUACAGGGUCGGGACAGGCCGUCGCGGGUGACUAUCCGCGCGACCGUAUGACACUCCCAGACACUUCGAUGCCCGCCACUGUCCCGGUUGUACCGCAAGCCGGCGUGUCGCAUGCUUAUAUGGCACAACCACGUGCUGACGAAGCCGACUGGCACUAG
Molecule: messenger RNA, 1179 nt
Organism: Malassezia vespertilionis
Lineage: Eukaryota; Fungi; Basidiomycota; Malasseziomycetes; Malasseziales; Malasseziaceae
Gene: HRR25
Product: non-specific serine/threonine protein kinase
Exons: 1
Coding region: 1-1179 (392 amino acids)
Biological process (GO): peptidyl-serine phosphorylation; endocytosis; signal transduction
Cellular component (GO): nucleus; cytoplasm
Molecular function (GO): protein serine/threonine kinase activity; ATP binding
Source: RefSeq, a predicted model, not a curated record